Messenger RNA from Nematostella vectensis (starlet sea anemone), 778 nucleotides. RefSeq names its product retinoschisin-like. The record is from RefSeq and is a predicted model, not a curated record. The coding region runs from base 1 to 426 and encodes 141 amino acids. The transcript is spliced from 2 exons. Lineage: Eukaryota; Metazoa; Cnidaria; Anthozoa; Actiniaria; Edwardsiidae.
AUGACUUCACCGAAACCCUGGCACGGGGGGCUAAGUGGGUACUCGAUCUUGCCCAAGGAUCUCCCACAGACUAGUGGAGGGAAGGAGGCGUCCUACUUCUCCAUUCUAGACCUGCUCCAAGCUAGGCCUAGCCACUGCCCACUGGGCCGAGUAACAUUGGUUACUCAUGUUGCAACGCAGGGACGCGACGACUUUCCCCAAUGGGUGACUAAGUACAACGUGAAUUACAGUCUGACGGGAGAUCAGUGGCAGAGUUACGAAGACGAGAAUGGUGUGAUUAAGGUGUUCCCUGGCAACUCAGAUCAGACCACUCUGGUGAAGAACGAGUUCUUCCCUUUCAUCAAGACGCGUUACGUCAGGAUUUUAGUUCAGGCUUGGUACUAUCAUAUCACUAUGAGAGCUGAGUUUUACGGAUGUGCAGCUUGACUUAGUUAGACACCUUUGCAUUGGGCGAUUUCAUUUUAAGCGAAUUCCAUUCUUGGUGUAGGGGGUUCGAAGAACAAUGAUUGACGCCUUUCCUAUUGAUGGCUUUUCUAUUUGAAGUUGGUACUUUUGAGGGCGAAAUAUGGAAUGUGAUAUUCUAAUGAAAAUAAAGAAGUCCAAUAAGACGUUUUAAAAUUAACACACGUGCAUCGCAUUAGACCAAAACAAAAUGCAAGCCACAAUUUGCACUUUGCACAAUAUUUAUUGCGGCCCUUGUGGCCUAUGUUAAUCUUUACACCUGUAAACGUGAUAGAUUGAGUUUUCAAUAAAAGGAGAAUAAGACAAUCACUACAAA